Molecule: messenger RNA, 405 nt
Organism: Paramecium tetraurelia
Lineage: Eukaryota; Ciliophora; Oligohymenophorea; Peniculida; Parameciidae
Exons: 2
Biological process (GO): transcription by RNA polymerase II
Cellular component (GO): RNA polymerase II, core complex
Molecular function (GO): protein dimerization activity
Source: RefSeq, a predicted model, not a curated record
CUAAAGUCUUAGUUCAUGAACGGAGAAGAUUUCAGAAGCAAAUUAAGGGAAUUCCAUUUAAGAAGUAAAGAGUAAAGUUCACAGGAGUCUAGGGUAAUUCUGGAGGAUGAAAAAAAGAUGAACAAUGCUUGUUGCGUAAAACUUUAUUUAGAAGAUCACACUAUAGGUAAUUUGACUAGAAUGAACCUAUUAAAGUAAAAGGAAGUGACAUUUUCUGGAUAUAGACAGAUUCAUCCACUUUAACAUACUAUAGAAAUCAAGGUUCAGACAAAUGGAUCAAUCAAACCUUAUGAUGCUAUAUAAAAAACAUUUUAAGAUUUGAGUGAUGAAUUCAAAAAUUUGGAAGAAGAAUGGGCAAGAAAAGUUGCUGAAAAAGAGAAACAUUAAAUGAAAUUAGAAAUAUGA